Ustilago hordei is the source of this 1047-nucleotide messenger RNA. RefSeq names its product putative FBP1 - fructose-1,6-bisphosphatase. Gene Ontology annotation, molecular function: fructose 1,6-bisphosphate 1-phosphatase activity. The record is from RefSeq and is a predicted model, not a curated record. NCBI's taxonomy places the organism in Eukaryota, Fungi, Basidiomycota, Ustilaginomycetes, Ustilaginales, Ustilaginaceae. Bases 1 to 1047 code for a protein of 348 amino acids. The transcript has 5 exons. Gene Ontology annotation, biological process: sucrose biosynthetic process; fructose metabolic process; fructose 6-phosphate metabolic process. Gene Ontology annotation, cellular component: cytosol; cytoplasm.
AUGGGCGCCGACGACUACUCUCCCCCUUCCACUGAUAUCAUUACCUUGACACGACAUGUGUUGACCGAAGGCUUUAAGCUCAGGCAGACUAGUGCUGCCAGUGGUGAUCUUACCAUCUUGCUCAGCUCGCUUCAGACCACCUGCAAGUUCAUCGAGAGCAAUGUCCGAAAGGCCAGCUUGAUCAACCUCAUCGGAGCUGCUGGAAACACAAACGUUCAGGGCGAAGACCAAAAGAAGCUCGAUGUUCUCUCCAACGAAAUCAUGAUUAACGCAUUGCGUGCCUCGGGCAAAGCCGCCGUCCUUGUCUCCGAAGAGGACGACGAGGCCAUCUUUGUCGGCGAAAAGCAACAAGGUGUCACCUUUGAAUCCACCAAGGGCAAGUACUGUGUCGUCUUCGACCCAUUGGACGGUUCCUCCAACAUCGACGCCGGUGUCAAUAUCGGUACCAUCUUCGGCAUCUACCUCGUCCGUGACGGAUCCAAGGGUACUCUCGAAGACGUUUUGCGUCCCGGUCGUGAGAUGGUCGCUGCUGGUUACUGUAUGUACGGAUCCUCGGCCAACUUGGUCUUAACAACGGGUAACGGUGUGAAUGGAUACACGCUUGAUAACCAGAUUGGAGAGUUCAUCUUGACUCACCCCAACAUUCGAUUGCCAAGCCGCGGUAAGAUCUACUCGAUCAACGAGGGUAACAGCAUGUAUUACCACGAGCCUGUUCUGAAGUAUUUGGACAGCAUCAAGUUCCCCAAAGGUGAAGGUGCGAAGCCUUACUCGGCUCGUUAUAUCGGAUCGAUGGUGGCGGAUGUUCACAGGACGUUGCUGUAUGGUGGUAUCUUUGGAUACCCUGAUGACAAGAAGUCUAAGGCAGGAAAGUUACGUAUGCUGUACGAGGCUUUCCCGAUGGCCUUCCUCACUGAACAGGCUGGCGGUUUGGCCACGACCGGUACAGAGCGUAUCCUCGACAUUCAGCCUACCAGCAUUCACCAGCGCUGCCCCGUCUUCCUUGGCUCGAAAGAGGACGUUGAGGAUCUCAUGAAAUGCUACCAGUGA